CGGGCAAGAAUAAGGUGGUCCUCUGAAAUGAGGAUAUUUCUUUGUUGCAUGAUUAAAUACUUUGAAGAAGAUCACAGUGCUUUCCAGGAUAUAUUCAAUUCUCAGUUUGAAAGCGAGCUCGAGGAAUAUGGAUUUACUAAUGGUGAAAUUGCACGGUGGACGAGACUUGAAUCACGGUGGGUUAGUAUGAGAAAGGAUGGAGACCCGAUAUGGGGUGAUGUGCAUACUUCUAGCUUCGACCCUGAGCCGUGGUUACCCGUUGUUGAAAUGAUCGAAGAAACAGCGGCCUCCCUGAAUAUAUCGAUUACUCGAAAACACGAAGAUACUGUGGAUUGUUCUCAAUUUACAUACCAGGACUCACCUGCACCUCUCCAGGGACUGCUUACGACUUCUAUACAGCAGCCUGAUGCCUGCGACUCUUCGGACCCUGAAUCAUCCCUCUGCACUGCUGGCGGGAAGGUUUGUUUCUGGUGUCAAGCUGAAAGUCCUGAUAAAGUGAGUGUAGUAUUCAAAUCAAAUACCUUGAAAGUACUUUCCGGUCCUCCACUUCUUUACCGGUGGUGGAAUGCCAGGUCUCAAGGUGUUAACGCUGAGAGCAAGUUUGUCGCCGGUCUAUUUUCAGAUAUAUUCCAGGAAUACUUUGCUCCUGAAAGCAUUAAUGAAGACAAGUUUCGGUAUUUCUUCGAGAACCAUGUUAGCAUACAGCAUACACCUUCACCUUUUAUCUCAACUUUCAAAUCUGCCCUUGCUCCAAUCCACAGAGCGCUGCGCGAAGAGGAAGGAGCGUCGAUAUCAAUUAUUGAUAGUAAACGCUUGAAUACAAGAGCUUAUUCUGCACUUGACCAUAUGCAAAAAUGGAAAUAUAAGGUCGAAAACUCGAACUAUAAUGGUGCGGGUGAGUAUCUGGUAUGGGGCCAGAUUGACGACGAUGCGAUUAUAUGCACAUUCAAGAUUACUACUCUUCGGCAGAUAUCGCAAGAGAACCCUAGUAUAAAUCAGUUCCUACAGCUAGGAAGGGUUGCUGGUUCAAGAAGAAAUAGGAGAGGUUUGCAUCAAGCACUAGCAAAGGAUGCUGUAUACCUGGAUAAGAAAGCAGGAAUAACAGUUGGAAAGCUUCUCUCGCUCCUGGCAGUCCCCCAUGAGUAUAUUGGAACCGUUAGUGAAGGAAUGGCAUACUCUUGGAGAGUUAAGACAAGACGCAUCCCAUGGAGAGAUUUUUUUGAAGGUGUUGAACUCGGGUAU
Molecule: messenger RNA, 1242 nt
Organism: Aspergillus versicolor CBS 583.65
Lineage: Eukaryota; Fungi; Ascomycota; Eurotiomycetes; Eurotiales; Aspergillaceae
Exons: 2
Source: RefSeq, a predicted model, not a curated record